AUAUUUAUAGCCAAGAAUAUUGUAUCACACAAAUGCCAUUGCAUUGCUCAUCAAUGGCUGCCCUAGCCCUGCAAAUUUUAUGUACAGCUUUAUCUGCAAUCACUCACUUCAUCAGCUCAGUUUCAGCACAAUCCAAUGCUUAUAUCAUCCACAUGGACUCAAAAGCCAUGCCAAAAGCCUUCUCUGGCCACCAGAGUUGGUAUUUGGCAACCCUUUUAUCUAUCUCAGACAGUCCUAAAGCAUAUACUUUCGGUACCACAAAGCUCAUCCAUACAUAUACUAAUUCUAUCCACGGUUUUAGUGCAAUUCUCACUCUCUCUGAGCUUGAAGCUCUCAAAAACUCCCCUGGCUUCAUUUCUGUCACUCCUGAUGGCCCCCUCAAACUCCACACCACCCAUACUUCUCAAUUUCUUGGCCUAACCUCCUCUUCUGGUGCCUGGCCUGCUUCGAAUUAUGGUGAAGGUGUCAUAAUUGGUGUACUUGACACUGGAGUUUGGCCUGAGAGUGAGAGCUUCAAAGAGUAUGAAGGAAUCACUGAUGUCCCUUCUAGAUGGAAAGGGAAGUGUGUAUCUGGCACCCAAUUCAAUUCUUCCUUGUGUAACAAGAAACUCAUUGGGGCUCAGUUUUUCAACAAAGGAUUCAUUGCCAACAAUCCUGACUUGAAGAUUGGGAUGAAUUCACCCCGCGAUACGAAUGGACAUGGAACUCAUACUUCCUCCACUGCUGCUGGUCGUGAUGUGAAUGGUGCAUCCUAUUUUGGUUAUGCUACCGGCACAGCAAGAGGCGCGGCGCCAAGAGCUCGAAUAGCUAUAUACAAAGUGGUUUGGUUUGAUAGUGUAUACAAAUCUGAUCUUUUUGCGGCAGUGGACCAGGCAAUUCAAGAUGGGGUGGAUAUAUUGUCAAUCUCCUUGGGUCAUACCUUGGAUGACCACUUUUUGGAUGAUGACCCAAUUGGCUCUGGCUGGGGGACCUUACUCAAUGGAGCACCAUGGGCAGUGAUUGUUGGUGCAGGAACUAUAGACCGUGAAUUUCGGGGAAUUUUAACCCUCGGAAAUGGUAUGCAAAUCACCUUUACAACCUUGUAUCCAGGGAACUCCUCUAGAAGCCAAUUGCCACUUGUUUUCAUGGAUGGCUGUGGAAGUGUGAAGGAAUUGAAAAAACUCAAAAACAAGAUUGUUGUGUGCAAGGACAAUUUGAGCAUAAGCGAUCAAGUUGAUAAUGCUAAGUCUGCAAUAGUUUCAGGAGCUGUCUUCAUCACCAAUAUUUCCCUCUCAGAUUUCUACACUGAAAGCUCAUUUCCAGCAGCAUUUAUUGGUCUGCAAGAUGGCCAAAAUGUCAUAAAAUAUAUCAAGAAGAGCAGCAAGCCCACAGCAAACUUGGAAUUUAAAAAGACAGUCCUUGGAACAAAGCCAGCACCAAAGGUUGAUGAUUAUAGCUCUAGAGGGCCGUCUCCAAGCUGCCCAAGUGUCUUGAAACCGGACAUUCUAGCCCCUGGUUCAUUUGUCCUGGCAUCAUGGUCUCCAAAUAGUUCAGUAUUUGAAGUUCAGUCAGGCUCUUUGUUCAGUAAAUUUAACAUUGAGUCAGGCACUUCAAUGGCAGCUCCUCAUGUGGCAGGUGUGGCUGCUCUCAUCAAAGAAGUACACCGUGAUUGGAGCCCUGCCGCAAUUAGAUCAGCCCUUAUGACCACAGCUAAUCCAUUAGACAAUACACAGAAACCCAUCAUAGAUGUUAGUACUAACCACCCAGCAACCCCCCUGGACAUUGGAGCAGGCCACAUUAAUCCCAACAGAGCACUCGAACCGGGACUAGUCUACGACACAACAGCAGAGGACUACAUAAAGCUUCUCUGUGCAAUGAAUUACACAGCAAAACAGAUACAAGUUAUCACAGGAUCCACUCACAGCUGUGUCAACCGGUCUAUCAAUCUGAAUUAUCCAUCUUUCAUUGCUUACUUUAACAGCAAAGGCUCAAAGUCUAGUGCAAAAGUUGUACAAGAAUUUAAGAGGACAGUAACAAAUGUGGGAGAGCAAAGGUCUGGCUAUACUGCAAAGUUGACAGCAAUGGCGGGUUUGAAGGUGAAGGUGGAGCCAGAGAGGUUGGUGUUCAAGAACAAGUAUGAAAAGCUAAGUUACAAGCUCACUUUGGAAGGUCCAAAAUUGCUGAAAGAAGUUGUGGUCCAAGGCUCCCUUAGUUGGGUUGAUGAUGGUGGAAAAUAUGUAGUGAGGAGUCCCAUAGUGGCCACUAACUUCGUGCCAAAUUCUCUAUUAUAAAGACCCUCAUUGCAUAUGCCUCCAUUUCUAUAGAAACUCACCUGCAAUCUAUUAUUAAAUAUGUGGUUAGUCUUGUAGAAGUGCUGUGAGAAGAAGGGGCAUAAAAUAAUAUGAUCAAAAUAAAGAUAAAAAA
Messenger RNA from Prunus mume (Japanese apricot), 2403 nucleotides. NCBI's taxonomy places the organism in Eukaryota, Viridiplantae, Streptophyta, Magnoliopsida, Rosales, Rosaceae. The record is from RefSeq and is a predicted model, not a curated record.